UGGUGGGCCUUAACCCCUUUUGUUGUCUCGAGGAUAGUCAAACAAUGGCAUGCUGCCGCUGGUUAUGCUCAAACCCUCACGUAAACACACACAACACAACCAGCGACAAGACCAUAACCUGGCGUCCAUGUUGAAAAUCAGCACACGGAAAUUCAUAAUUUGUUAGGCAAAGGUGCUUAGGGCACCCACCAUAAUUCCUGUCUCAGUUACUGGUAAUACCGUUACUUGUAUGAUGUCACUAUCGUGCAUUGGCCGUACACCCUCGAUACUCAACGCUUUCCUGUUUCUGCUGCUACUCUACCCUCAGUCAUCCGCCACAGAGGUGUGUGGUAAUUCUACCUUGACCGACUGCAAGAACGACGGGGUGUGUCUUGGGGAUGGAACGUGUGAAUGCCCAGGUGGAUACGCCGGUCCGAAGUGCGAAACUGCGGUUGUGAGCGUGGCCAUUCUGGUUCUGGUAUGCAUCAUGCCCAUGAUAACGUGGACCAUCAUCUGUGGCUACGGAUGGAGAAGUUGUAAGUUUGAAACAUCUCUGAAUGGUAUACAAUACCGUGCAAGGGUCAGGAGAAGGCGCCGGCGUCGGGCAAGAGCUGGCAGUGCCCCGGACGCAGAGGCAAACGCGCCUGUAGACGAUGACCCACCCGGAUACUACCAGGCCGUGUACGAGAACCCCGUGGUCACUGGUCUGGGCGAAAACCCCGAUUGGACUACUCCUCCAAGCAACUACUUGGAGCUCCCACCACACUACGAGGACCUCAUCAACGCAAUCAAAUCAACCGAGGACAUGCCGACUCCGGUGAUAAUACAGAUGGAGCCUGCUGAGGCCGGGGAAUGUUCGAGGCCCGUGGGGGAUUUGGAGACUUUGACAGGAGAGCCCAGGAGGUUGAGAGGCGGACCUCAAACUCAGAGCGACCAAAAUGAGGACUCCGAGGUCCCCGACGAGCUUCCAAGUCAGAUAGGAGCAACUCGAGGGUUGAACUGCGAUUGUGAGAUCGGUAGGGAUGACUCUUCCAAUUCAUGUAUGGAUCAAGGGACUCCGGAUGACGAACCAUCUUCAUUUGGAACACAUUCCAGGCCGGCAAGCGAGGAAGGAGCACCACCUAACCAGAGGGAAACUGAAGAUGACCCCUCAUUGGAAAUCCCGAGUGAAACAGCAUCAGGAACCAGGGCCAAAAUAUCAUUAUCAAAGAAAGAACAAAACCAAAGAGGAUCUGAGGACAAAACUUACGAAGACGUAUCAAACAAAAGGGCAUCUGAAGAUAUAUCUUCCUCGAAGGGUUCCGACGUACCUAAAGAGGGUUCCAACUCAUGGGGCUCCGAGGGUGUAUUUAGCCGUAUGGAUUCCAAUGAGGAAUCGACCCCAGAGUGUUCCGAGGACUUCAUUAACCCAGAGGGCUCCGAAGAGUUACCUGCCAACCAAAGGGUAUCUGAGGACGCACUUUACAAAAAGGAACAAAGUUCUCAAUGAAAAAGACAACAUACUAAAAAACUAACUAGCUGCGAUUUUCUUUCAAAGAAAACGGCGAUACCAAAUUUGAAGAUAAAAAGGCGCGCCAAGUCUACUAAAAAAACAAAUGGUGUACAGUCCAGAUUGUUCGAAUUAUUGCACCUGCUUCAGAACAAGAUUUUGGACCUGAGUGUUAUUGGUACCCGCUAUUUUUCACGCAUACUGCGGAUUACCAAUGAAGCUGAAUAUGCAGCAUCUAAGUGCGCCCACGCACCUUAACAAGCUUUUCAUUGAGUGCAGGAUUCACAGUAGUAUUCUAUUGUUGCCGAGAAAAAAAGGUUCUCAACAGUUUGGGGUUUUUUUUAUAUGAGGAGCAAUUUUAGUAUAAAUUGUAAACAUCCGUAGAAGUAUUGCAUUUUGCUGUCACGAAUUUAACACGUUCAGCCUAAACUGCAAUCUUAAUUUAUUAAUCUUUACACAUUCAUACGUAAAAAAGUAUUUCAAUAUUGAUGUUCUAAAACAUAUUUUACAUAUAAUAUUUAUGACAUUUAUACCUUUUUUAUAUAACAAUAGUCAAGAAUGUAUUCAUGACCGCUUUUUAAUGUGUUUAGAUUUCCCUAGUGUGUAUACAGAAUAACGUUUUUCCUAGUACAUGUACAUUGUAUAAAGUUAUUAACAGUGUUGUUUUCAAUUGUAAUAUCGUUUCUUUUUUCAUUUCGUGAAACUUUCAUCGCAAUAUUACAUGUAUAAUUUUGAAGUACCCCUUAUCUUUUCAUUCUAUUUAAAAUGUGCAGUAUUCUCGCAGCGAAGUGCAUUUCAAUGUACGACUACGUAAGCCGCUAUAUAUUUUCUUCUUUUUCGCGGUUCUUCUUUCGACUUUUAAAACAAGGAUCAUCUCGAAUUAGACCAUUUUAUGCGUCUUUGUAUUUAUUUAUUUUA
Molecule: messenger RNA, 2386 nt
Organism: Patiria miniata (bat star)
Lineage: Eukaryota; Metazoa; Echinodermata; Asteroidea; Valvatida; Asterinidae
Exons: 5
Coding region: 230-1468 (412 amino acids)
Source: RefSeq, a predicted model, not a curated record